GGGACUCUCCUUGGCUGACGUCCUUCCUUUCUCCAGCCCUCCCCCAGCCGUUCCCCUAAAUGCAGGCGUCGCACCUCCGGGGCGCCGGUGUUCUCCCCCGCGGCGCCCGACGGCCUGAAGGGUGCGUGCGAGCUGCACGGGCGCACCACCUCCGGGCACUGCAGGUUGCCCGGCCGCCGCCGGGGAGUUCCCGGGGACCGCGGCGGGCCGCUGGGGCAGAAGGUCCCCACGGCGUGGGGGUGCCGCCGUCAGGAGGAAGGAGCGAGCCCCGGGAUUUUCCAGCUGCUCCCGGUCGUCCCCGGGGGAACUCGCAGGCGGGCACCUGGGUGGAGGAGCCGGUGCCCCCGCACGCUGCCCGACCCGAGGGCGCCCAGGCCGGAACCCCUCAAGACAGGGAGCACCCCGCGAUCGGGAGGGAGCACCCCGGACCGCGACACUCCCCGACCGGGAGCAGCGCCCCACCUGCAGCCUUCUUCGCCAACCAGGUUUCACAGCCAAGGGGCUGCCAGACGCUUUUGCUUUCCUCUUACUUUCUGUUCCUUUUUUCUUUUUGUAACCCUCUCUGGUGGCUUUAUCUCGUUAAUCGCACUCCUCCCAUCCCCCGCGACGCCUCUUUCCUUUCAGGUUUCACAGCAAUCGGGGAUCGCUGCUUCUCACCUGCUUUCUCAACUCGGCCCCCGCCCCAGACUCGGGGACGCCCCUCGCCAGAGAAGCCAUUUGAAUGAAGCAGUAUCCUAAACAUGCAUCAUGAACAAUUAUCCUUGGCACUUUGGGCACUUAUAUUCAUAAGAACCUCCGAAACUUGUACUUCACGUACCCACAUAAAUGCAGUCGAAGGGGAACCUUUCUAUCUGAAAUAUUGCUCUUCACCUGGGCCUGAGGACGAAGCCACCACCAUCAGAUGGUACAGAAGCAACAGAGCACAUGAACGUGUUGAACUGAACCCAGGCAGUUCACCCAGAAUUACUUUGGAGGAUUAUGUUUUGGAGUUUUGGCCAGUUGAGUUAGAUGACGGGGGAUCUUACUUUUUGCAAAUGGGAAAUUAUACUCAGGAAUGGAAAUUAAACAUCAUCAGAAGAAAUAAACACAGCUGUUUCACUGAAAAACAAGUAACUAGUAGAAUUGUGGAAGUUAACAAGUUUUUGGAGAUAACCUGUGAAAAUAGUUACUAUCAAAGACUGAACAGCAGCAUAUCAUUGUAUAAGAACUGUACAAAGAUACUGGAGAGCAAUGAAAACCCAUCUAUAAAGAAGAAUGCCGUGUUUGAAGAUCAGGGCUUUUAUUCCUGUGUGUUUUCCGUUCCUCAUAAUGGGAAGCUAUUUAACGUCACCAAAACCUUCAAUAUAACAGUAGUUAAAGGUCACAGUAAUAUAGUUCCAGUUGUUCUUGGACCAAAGCUUACCCACGUUGAAGUGGAAUUAGGAAAAGAUGUACAGCUCAACUGCUCUGCUUUGCUGAACAAAAAUGAUGUGGUUUAUUGGAGCUUUGAGAAAGAAAAUGGAUCAGAUCCUAAUGUACACGAACAGAACAAAACUAGAAACUGGACUUCAGAAGGCAAAUUUUAUGCUUCAAAACUAUUGAGAAUUGAGAAUAUUAGUGAAGACAAUCUCAAUUUUUUAUAUAAUUGCACCGUGGCUGGCAACGGAGGCACAGACACCAACAGCUUCAUCUUGGUGAAAAAAGACAUGGCUGAUAUCCCAGGCCACGUCUUCACGAGAGGAAUGAUCAUAGCCGCUGUGAUCCUGGUGGCAGUAGUGUGUCUAGUGGUUGUGGGUGUCUUUUAUAGAGUUGACUUGGUUUUAUUUUAUAGACAUUUAAUGGGAAGAGAUGAAACAUUAACAGAUGGAAAAACAUACGAUGCUUUUGUGUCUUACCUAAAAGACUGUCGCCCUGAAAAUGGAGAGGAGUACACCUUUGCUGUGGAGAUUUUGCCCAGGGUUUUGGAGAAGCAUUUUGGGUAUAAGUUAUGCAUAUUCGAAAGGGAUGUAAUGCCCGGAAGAGCUGUUGUUGAUGAAAUCCACUCAUUGAUAGAGAAGAGCCGACGACUGAUCAUUGUCCUAAGCAAAAGUUAUAUGUCUAAUGAAGUCAGGUAUGAACUUGAAAGUGGACUCCAUGAAGCGCUGGUGGAAAGGAAAAUUAAAAUAAUCUUAAUUGAAUUUACACCUGUCGGUGACUUCACAUUUUUGCCCCAAUCGCUAACGCUUUUGAAAUCUCACAGAGUUCUGAAGUGGAAGGCUGACAAAUCUCUUUCCUAUAACUCAAGGUUCUGGAAAAAUCUCCUUUACUUAAUGCCUGCAAAAACAUUCAACCCAGGCAGAGAUGAAUCUGAAAUCUUGCCUGUUCUUUCAAAACCUUGAUCUCCAGAAAAGCUGAAUGUCAAAAAGAACUCCAGAUACUUUGGGAUUGAGUGUAAGAGGCUGUUCACAACAAAGGCCAUUACUCAAAAUACUUACCUCUAUCACAAUUACACUCAACGUUUGAAGAUGAAACUUGUCAUUAGGUUGCCGGGAAUAAGACUAAACGUUGAGCUGUGGUCAUGUGUUCCCAGAAGAUCCUGGAAUUCUAAAGAAGUGAAUCUCCUUUUUUCUCCCUUGUCCAUAACUGGAUGCAGCUGUUCAUACUUAAUCCCAUACUCAGCAAACGUGAGACUGGGCAUGAUGCAAAAUAACUGAUACCUUCCCAAACAGGCACAUCUUUAAGAGUUCUUAAUGCUAGUGAUUGAUUUGAAAGAGAGGAUAUUACGUGCAGGAAGAGGCCAUUUCUCUGAACCAGUGGGUGACAUAGUAACUAGAAUGCGGCCUUCACUCCCCAGCAUUGCAGAUCUUGCAUGAGAUGUGGGAGGAGAGAGCUGGCGGGGCUGCCCGCAGAGCCCAGGAGUGCCUGGAGGGGAGCCUUGGCCACAGCUGCAGACCAGCAGUUCUUGGAACCCCAGUAAGGCACUGGGCACAGAGCCUGCUUAUUUGAACCUAUUUAUGGGAACUUCUUAAAGGGAUCCCAAAACAUCUUCUCUUUCAUAGGACAUGCAAAUUUUAAUUCAAUUAAAAGAAAAAAAAAAUCUCAUGUGUCUAAAAUACCCCCUAGCUUGGAGGCAGCAUCAUGGUGGUUAAGAGUGUGGGCUAUGUAGCCCAUCCUGAGCUCCAAUCCUGACUUUGCUACUUGAUUCUGCUACCUCUGGAACUUUAUCUAACCUCUCUGUGCCUCGGUUUCCUCACCUGUAAAAUGAGACUUUGUAAUCAUUGUACCUACCUCACAAGGGUACUGAAUGAACAAGUAUAAGUAAAGUGCUUACCACAGUUCUUGGCACAGACUUAGCACUCUACAAGUGUGGCCAUUACUGUUAUUGUUAUUAUUACCGUUAUUAAUUAUUACUAAGGUAAUUAUUCAUCAGUGGACUAAAUGGAAGCCACAGGGCAGUAGAGGGAAGCAGACCUAGAGAGGAAGACAGUUUUGACUUGAGGACAUUUGCCUAUGUAGAGAAGCACAUGGGAGAAGCUCAUGGAGGGGGCAGAAGCUGUUUCUCCAUUGGGCAUCUGCUACUUUUGAUGAUGCCAGACAGACGUCUGUCUCCCUAAGGUGAGCCCAACACUGUGGGCCUUCUUCAUGGCCUUGAACAUCAUGGCUAUCCAGGAAAAAUCACCGAAUAUGAAACCAUCAGUUUGAAAGGCUGGUUUGGACACAGGGGAGCAGCACGAAUGUUCUAGAAAACUUUAAAGCAGAGACUUUAAAACGGAUGGAGGAAAUAUUGCUGAAAAAUCAGAGAAGUAUGAGAUUUUCUGUGCAAGAAAGUGGUUUAAGUUUUAUAGUGCUUAUGAUUUUGUGUGUCCAUUGGCUGGCUAAAAAGAAUUUAAUUAAUAAUUUAUGUUUUAUAUGUA
This is a messenger RNA of Microcebus murinus (gray mouse lemur), 3872 nucleotides long. It is a transcript of the gene IL18R1, whose product is annotated as interleukin 18 receptor 1. Lineage: Eukaryota; Metazoa; Chordata; Mammalia; Primates; Cheirogaleidae. Gene Ontology annotation, molecular function: interleukin-18 receptor activity; interleukin-18 binding. The record is from RefSeq and is a predicted model, not a curated record. Gene Ontology annotation, biological process: positive regulation of type II interferon production; interleukin-18-mediated signaling pathway.